GGUCAGAAUGGUCAGAUGUUUGCAGAUGUUAUGAGAAUGCUAAGAAUGUGAGCUCGAUAGCUGUGUAAACGUCUGUGAAUUCUAACAUUUCUCACAAUCUUUCGUUUUUUAUCGUGUUCAAUACAUUUUAAAUAUUUGAAGACUUACACUACAGAUUUGGUGGAUCUUGUAAUAAAUUUGGUAGAGACAGGAAACUCCUAUACUUAUUAUUUAAGUAGUAGUUGAUUAUUCUAUAAAACAUGGCACAUUACAAAGGAGCAGCCAGCGAAGCUGGCAGAGCCAUGCAGCUGAUGAAGAAGCGAGAAAUUGCACAACAAGAAAUAGAAUUACGAAAGAAGAAAAUAGAAGAUGACUUAAAGAUUCAUAAUAUAGAAAAUAAGUUUGCAACUCAUUACAAUGCGGUUGAACAACAAUUAAAGACUUCCACAAUUGGUUUGGUCACAUUAAAUGAGAUGAAAGCAAAGCAGGAAAAUAUAGUGAAAGAACGGGAGAGGAAGCUUGCUCAGAAGGAACGAGAAAAAGAACAGGAAAAGGAAAGAGCAUUAGCGGCAAAACAAGCAGAAAAGAACAAACAGAAAAGACAGAUUCAAGCGUUGUCUUUUAAUUUAGAUGAAGAUGAAGACGAAAAUGAAGAUGAAGCUGAAGCUGAAGCUGAAACUGAAACUGAAACUGAAACUGAAGUUUCUGACAAAAACAAUGCAGAAAAAUCUAUAAAAUCAGAUGAUACUCGAUGUAAUAAGAAGAUUAAAAAAAAUCCAGAUGUAGAUACAAGUUUCUUACGAAGACAAGAAUGGGCUAGAAAGCAGAAUGCAUUGAAGGAAGAAGAGAUUGAAAUCACAUUUAGUUAUUGGGAUGGAUCUGGCCAUCGUAGAAGUGUUAUAAUGAAGAAAGGUAAUUCUAUCUAUCAGCUUCUUCAGAGAUGUCUGGAAGUCUUGAGACGUGAAUUUAGUGAGCUUAAAACAGUAAUGGCAGAUCAGUUAAUGUAUGUCAAGGAGGAUCUUAUAUUGCCACAUCAUUAUACAUUCUAUGAUUUUAUUGUAACUAAGGUAAAAAUAUUCGCACGGCAUGAUGCUUCUGUUGAAACUGAAGAAUCACAUGCUGGAAAAGUUUUACUUAGAUCAUGGUACGAGAGGAAUAAACACAUUUUUCCAGCGAGUAGAUGGGAACCCUUUGAUCCAACAAAAAGUUAUGACAAGUAUACGGUAUCAGAUAAAAACAGGAAGAAAGAUAAGAUCUGCUAGAUUUAGAUUCAAUAAAUUGUUCAACAUUGAUUAAAGAAUUCGAAUUCAAAGAAAAUAUUGUACAAUAUAAUGCUGUCGAAUGGCUUUACUUCAUCGUAAUUAAUUCAUUACGAGACAGAUUGUAAAAUAUAUGUAUAUAUUUUGUAAUCAUGUUUAUUUUAAACGACUGUGAUUUUAAUUUGUUUAAUACUAUAGCAUUUAGUUUAUUUGAUUAUGUAACUUAAUCAAGAUAUUAAAAGGAAAAUAUGCGAGACUUUGGGGAAAAAUAUAAAAAGA
Acromyrmex echinatior (Panamanian leafcutter ant) is the source of this 1517-nucleotide messenger RNA. Its product is annotated as protein FAM50 homolog. Gene Ontology annotation, biological process: chromatin organization. Gene Ontology annotation, cellular component: nucleus. Lineage: Eukaryota; Metazoa; Arthropoda; Insecta; Hymenoptera; Formicidae. The record is from RefSeq and is a predicted model, not a curated record.